This is a messenger RNA of Adineta ricciae, 969 nucleotides long. The record is from the annotation of a GenBank genome assembly. NCBI's taxonomy places the organism in Eukaryota, Metazoa, Rotifera, Eurotatoria, Adinetida, Adinetidae.
AUGCCAAAGAUGCUCUCUGGUAAAGGAUACUGCACACAACCAACAUGUUUUCCCGUGUUGGGCGCUCCACCCAUUCAUGUUUUUCUAUGCAAAACUCAUUGUGGACAUAUGCUCUGUUAUCGCCAUUGGCUAUCUCAUCAGACAUCGGAAAUCGUUGAAAAAGAAGAUUUGGACCAUUCGUCGUCAACCGUUACACUUGAUUCCGAUGCUGAAGAACAAAAAAAUGUUCCUGAUCUACUCAAAGAAUGUACUAAUCAAGAAGAUCAACACCUAUCUCAAGUACCUUUAUCGAUGAAAAAUUCGAAUUAUUUCGAUGACGAUGAAAGUAAAGAAAUAGUUGCGUUACUUAUUCAGCCAAAAGAAAUUGAAUGGUGGAAUGAAAUAACACCCUGGAAAAACGAUGAAAAUUUCAAUGUAAAUAUAACCGAAGAAUUCAGUGAUGAAGAGUAUGAUUAUAUGGAUCAGAACAAUAGAACGGACGAUUCAGAUUACGAUAUAAAAACUAAACGAAAGGCAACUAAGAAAAAACUCGGCCAAUCAAUGGCCUGCGGUUCAUAUCUCGGCGAAUGUCCACUAACAUUCGAUGGAGCAUUCGGUUUAUUUCAAGACUAUCAUCAACAUCAAUUAUGUGCAAAAUCAAAAGGUUCAACUAAAAAGAUUUGUCUGUAUCAACAUUUCAAUUCGAAACACGGCUUCAAACGUCAAGUCUCGAUCCGUCUGGUAAAAGCAAUGAUUUAUCAACAAGAUCCAUCUACUAGCAAAUUGUUUUCUAUAACAACUGAUACGACAUUGACAUUGUUCGAUCCACUUCAUAAAGUCAAAUGUCCAUUGGCAAUCAACGAUCCUAUUGCAAAUAUGCCAUGUUCAACGCAAGAAAUCACUCGGAAAAGUAUUCGACGACAUUUAUCUGGUGUACAUCGAUUAGAUUCAGAAACUAUUAACAAACUGAUGAAACAAGUCUAUAAAUAG